CCAGUCAUUGCCUUCAUUCAAUCCCUCUCUCAAUCUCUUCUUCGUACGUCAUUGCUCAGUUGUUAACAGAGAAGAAGAAUUAGACGCAAGAUCGAGAGAGGAGAGAAAGAAUGGAGUGCUCAUCGAGUCGUGCCGCAAAAAUACUGCUGAUGCUUUGUUUCUUCCCGGUGAUUGUCAAUGGAAUGACCCGGCAUUACAAGUUCAAUGUGGUGAUGAGGAACGCCACCAGACUAUGCUCUAGCAAACCAAUCGUGACGGUGAAUGGCAAGUUCCCAGGCCCAACGUUGUAUGCGCGAGAAGGAGACAAUGUGCUGGUCAAGGUCGUCAACCAUGUCAAAUACAAUGUUAGCAUUCACUGGCAUGGAGUUAGACAAAUUCGAACAGGCUGGGCGGAGCCAGCCUACAUAACGCAGUGCCCCAUCAGACCGGGCAACAGCUACGUCUACAACUUCACCAUCACCGGCCAAAGGGGCACCCUUUUUUGGCACGCCCACAUUCUUUGGCUCAGGUCCACCGUCCACGGCGCCAUUGUCAUCAAGCCCAAGCUCCACGUUCCCUAUCCUUUCCCUGCUCCUCAUCAGGAGCAGAUUAUCAUCUUAGGAGAAUGGUGGAAAUCGGAUACGGAAGCAGUGAUCAAUGAGGCUCUCAAGUCUGGGCAAGCACCUAAUGUUUCGGAUGCUCACACCAUCAACGGCCACCCUGGCCCCUUGUCUACUUGCGCCUCUUCUCAAGAUGGGUACAAGCUCCAAGUAGAAAACGGCAAGACUUACCUCCUCCGGAUUAUCAACGCUGCUCUCAAUGAAGAACUCUUCUUCAAGUCGUCCGGCCACCAACUAACCGUGUCCCGAGUCGACGCUGCUCUACACCAAACGCCUUCAAGACCGACACCAUCCUAGUCGCCCGCCGGCCAGACCACAAACUCCUCUCUCACACGCCGACAAGCGGCGGGACGAUACCUAGAGGCGUCCCCUUUCUUGGACACGCUCGUCAUCGCCGUCGACAACAACACCGCGACCGCCACCGUGCACUACGCCAACACCCUCUCCACCUCCGCCAUCACCAUGACCAAACCCCCGCCACGUAACGCCACCCCGGUCGCGAUGAGCUUCGUGGACUCCCUCCGCAGUCUCAACUCGAAGCAAUACCCCGCGAAAGUACCGCUGAAGAUCGACCACCAUCUCAUGUUUACAGUAGGGCGGCCCUGCGCUACCUGUGUCAACGGAAGCCGAGUGGUGGCGGAUAUUAACAAUGUGACCUUCGUGAUGCCGAAGACCGCCCUGCUUCAAGCGCAUUACUUCAACGUAGGCGGGGUUUUCACCACCGACUUCCCCGCGAACCCUCCGGUCAUGUUCGAUUUCAGCGGGAACGGGACGACGAACAUGCAGACGAUGAACGGGACGAGGUUGUACAAGCUUGCGUACAACUCGACGGUGCAGCUGGUGCUUCAGGAUACGGGGAUUAUUGCGCCGGAGACUCACCCGAUUCAUCUCCACGGAUUCAAUUUCUUCGCGGUCGGGAAGGGGAUAGGGAAUUACAACCCGAAGAAGGACCCGAAGAAGUUCAACCUCGUUGAUCCGGUUGAGAGGAACACGAUCGGGGUUCCCUCUGGGGGAUGGGUUGCCAUAAGAUUCAGGGCGGAUAACCCAGGGGUAUGGUUCAUGCACUGUCACUUGGAGGUGCACACAACAUGGGGGCUCAAGAUGGCGUUUUUGGUGGAGAAUGGAAAAGGGCCCAAUGAGUCUCUCUUGCCUCCUCCCAGCGAUCUCCCUACUUGUUAAGUUAUAUAUUCAGGGCCCCCAUUUAACCUUCCUCAAUGCGACCCAAAGAGUCUUAUGGCGGAUCCACUGGGCCAAGGCCAAUUGUUUCCCGAUCAAAUUAAGAAAACAGAGUUGGAAAAGUUUGCUUUUUACCCUCCUUUUUAUUUUUAUUAUUUUUUUGUUCCUUUUUUCCUUUUUAUUUUUCGUGUGUAAACUGUGGUUUCCUUGAAAUGAUAAAUCCAGAGAGUUCGCUGGAGAUCGAAUUAAUGCA
Molecule: messenger RNA, 2028 nt
Organism: Asparagus officinalis (garden asparagus)
Lineage: Eukaryota; Viridiplantae; Streptophyta; Magnoliopsida; Asparagales; Asparagaceae
Product: laccase-4-like
Biological process (GO): lignin catabolic process
Cellular component (GO): apoplast
Molecular function (GO): copper ion binding; hydroquinone:oxygen oxidoreductase activity
Source: RefSeq, a predicted model, not a curated record